AUGGGAUCGACGCGUCCUGCGCCCUCUGCGCACAAUUCUUCGGUACUGGGCCCAUCUGCAGCAGCGAUCAAAUCGCAGCCGCUUCUCCAACCCUCACCGCUACCACUGCAGCCCAUUGAAAACUCAUUCAAUCCGCUGUCCCGGGGCCCGCACAGGCCAUCGCCGACAAAACCUUUGCCCACCCAGGGCUCAUAUCCUGGGCGAAAACUCGGUUUCGUUCCCAUCUCUGCUCCGGUGGCUCCCAUGUUUACUACCGACUCUCCAACAAAGAAACCUCCCUUCUCUAUCUACUCUCAACCUCACCCCUCGAUGCCGCAGUCGGCCCUCUUCACUACCUUCUCCAGUAUCAAUCCUCAAUCUUCAAAAGAAAACAUUCAUCCCGAGGACCCCUCCAAUGGCAGCUUUGCUGACUUUCCCGAACCUUCCUAUGAUGCGAAGAUUCUUCCAAUGAAACGAACCCUCAUGGAUGCCGCGCCAUUAAAAGAGCGGCCUGUGAAGAAGCAGCGACGCGAAGAAAGCCCGUUUCAUCAAUUGCCGGAGCCUCAUGAGAUGCCGCCCAUUGAGGAUGAUGGCACCAAGCCGCCUUAUAGUUAUGCGACAUUGAUUGGCAUGUCGAUCCUUCGCGCGCCAAAUCGACGCUUGACCUUGGCACAGAUUUACAAAUGGAUCUCAGAUACAUUCUCGUAUUACAAGAAUAGCGAUCCCGGCUGGCAGAACAGCAUUCGGCACAAUCUCAGCUUGAACAAAGCCUUCAUUAAACAAGAGCGCCCUAAGGAUGACCCGGGCAAGGGCAACUACUGGGCGAUUGACUCUGGGAUGGAGUUUCAGUUUCUUAAGGAUAAGCAAGUUCGACGCGCCACAAUGUCAAGCCUACCUCUCCCUGCGGUUCCUCCGCGAGAUCUGAUCCCACAGCCGCAAAGCGCAACAACGACGACCUGGAUGGUUCCUCCCCCACCUCUUCACCCCCACCAACAUCAUCAACCUAGUCAUAAUAAUCACAACCACCAUCCCCGCCACCGUCCAGCGCCACCUCCUCCCCAAGUCUCUCCGCAGAAUGAUGACUUGUCGUCCGAUGCCACUUUACCUGCAUCUGAUCCUGCUUUACAGGAUGAUGCGGACGAGGGCGUCCAUGCGCCUGUUCACCCCCGCCACCAUAAUCAAGCACCCUUGCGCUCUUCUCCACCUCAGGCUAUUCGAUCUUCUCCCCCAGUUGCUCCCCCUCGCUUCUCUCGCCCAGGAACCCCUCCCACUCCUACUCAGGGCCCCACACCGGCUCCACGUCCACGAAAGCGCAAGUCUAUUACCUUGAACGACAGUGGUUACUUCUCCUCCUUGGAAUCAUCUGCCUUGCGGCCGAAUAAGGCUAGUCAUAUCUUGACAUCAGAUCUCGAUAUCGAGCCCCCACGUAUCAAGCGUGGUCGUGCCGAGGAGGAAAUUGCGCGAAUCCGCAGUUCGUCGCAUGAUAUGAGUCCUCGUCAGCCUCCCACUCGCAAGGAUCCUAGCACACUGGUUGGCUCUUCGCCGCUUCGAGGAGCAUAUGUCAGUAUGCUUCCUCCACCAUUGACUCCGGUUAUCAAAUUCAAGAAGCCAGCCAAGCCUCCACCUUCAGUCUCCCCUAAUACCAAUCUUCGAAACCAUCGUCGCAAGAUCCAGCAGAUGGUCAACUCACCCAUCAAGCAUCUGGGAUUGACAGAUGACCUGCCUUGGAGUCCUGCUUUCAAUCUUCAUGAUGAGAGUUAUACACCACACGAUCACUUCCAUACGAGUUUUGAUGUAUUCGCCGAUUCAGCCACUGACCCCGUCUCAUCUGCUGCGUAUGGCUCGCCUGAGAAGCGUUCCACGAAACGCCAACGCACCGAUGAUGGAAGCACUGCUCUCACCGACAUCACCUUGGCCAGUGUGAACAGUCGAGUCGGCGCGCCUUCUAUGCCUCGUUCCAAGUCCGCCAUCUUUCCGGAAUCCCCUUCCAAGCUACCUGAGAUUGGCCGCAUUGGCGAGACAACUCAGGACGAUUUUUUCUCGUUCCACCUUUUUGAUGAGAGCAAUGACAGCUCUGGCGAAGUAGACGGAGUUGAUCUCCUGCAGGGGUUCCAAAAGAUUGGACAACCUCAACAUGACUUGUUGAAACCUAAGACGUUCCACUCACGUCCCCAGUUGAGUAGUCGCAACACUACUCUUUUCUAA
Messenger RNA from Penicillium malachiteum, 2184 nucleotides. Its product is annotated as forkhead box transcription factor. Gene Ontology annotation, biological process: regulation of transcription by RNA polymerase II. The coding region runs from base 1 to 2184 and encodes 727 amino acids. The record is from RefSeq and is a predicted model, not a curated record. Gene Ontology annotation, molecular function: DNA-binding transcription factor activity, RNA polymerase II-specific; RNA polymerase II cis-regulatory region sequence-specific DNA binding. The transcript has a single exon. Lineage: Eukaryota; Fungi; Ascomycota; Eurotiomycetes; Eurotiales; Aspergillaceae.